UUUAUUAAGCACCUGGCGGGGGAGGGGAUGGCUAGUUUGCUAUCAGUGAUGAGGAGACCUUGAUGUUGGAUGGAAGCCUCCAUACUCUGACUUGAACCCGCAGCGAUGGCGUCUUCUCAUCUGAAAGAGAAUCUGGAAUGUUCCGUCUGUCUGAACAUCUUCAAAGAUCCUGUAACCCUGAGAUGUGGACACCACUUCUGCCGGGACUGUAUUGGCCGCGUGUUGGAUACACAGUGGGGGACUGGAGGAUAUUCCUGUCCUGAAUGUAGAGAAAAUUUCAAGAAACGUCCCGUCCCUCAGACAAACAUGCCUCUGUGUCAGAGGUCGGAGGCCCUCCGGAAUACACAGGGUGGUCAGGACAAAACCGGGAUCUCCUGUACUACUUCCAGUAUUCACGCGCCUGUACCUGCUGUGAAAUCCUAUGUGAUGUGUGACGAUGACCUGAGAGUCCCCAGCAAGUCACCGGAACACGUCUUAUGUGACCCCACCACUCCCCCGGAGAACAGGAAAUGCUCCAUCCAUAAGGAGAUCCUGGAGUAUUACUGCACUGAGGACUCCUCCUGUAUCUGUAUAUUCUGCAGGCUAGAUGGAGAACAUCGGGGACACCAGGUGGAGACUCUGGACGAGGCCUCUGAGAAGAAGAACAAGAAACUGAUAAAUGUUCUGCAAAAACUGAAGACGGAGAGAGAAGAGACGGAGAAAAGAGUCCAGAGUCUGCAGGAACACAGGUGGAAAGUACAAGGAAAAGCAGAUGAUGAAACGGAGAGGGCCACUGCCCUGUUCAGAGACCUCAGGAGACGUCUGGAAGACCUCGAGAAGAGAGUUCUGAAGGAGAUCUCCGGGCAGGCAGAGCAAGUCUCUCUAUCGCUGUCUGAUCUGAUCCAACAGCUGGAAACAAAGAUGGAGGAGCUGUCCAGGAAGAUGGAGGACAUUGAGGAGCUGUGUAACAUGACGGAUCCACUGACUUUCCUACAGAAAUCGGACACGGGUGACUUGUGUGAUACUGAGGAUGGAGAUCAUGAGAACAGAGAGGGACGUGAUAAACUCCUCCAUGAUGGAGGGGAUCUGGAUCUGGAUGUGGCGGGGAUCUUGCACACAUUACACACGGGUUUAUCUGAUAUCAUGUCUGAGGUAUAUGUACAGAAAUGUACAGGCACACUUGUCUAUCCACAUUUUACUACAAAAGGCAAAGGUCCCUUCAAUGCUGAACCAUCCAGGAGGUGCCCCCAACCCACCCUCACCAUACAACCAUCCAAAAGUCCUCUCCAACCCACCCCCACCGUACAACUCUCACACCACCAGGCUGAAGGACCAAAUAUUGGGGCUACACCGCAAACAUCAGGGGUGUCGGGGGUUACAGACAUAUUACUGGAUGUGAGGACAGCUGGUAAUAACCUACAUAUAUCAGAUGAUAGGAAAACUGUAUCCUGGUUAUAUAAGAGCCAGAAUCACCCGGAAGCGCCAGAGAGAUUUCGGUGUCCUCAGGUGAUGAGCAGUCAGAGUUUUUCCUCGGGGAGACAUUACUGGGAAGUGGAUGUCGGGAGGGCAUGGAUGUGGAGAACCGGCAUGUGUUACCCCAGUAUAGACAGGAGAGGAGAUCAGUCACUGAUUGGAUAUAAUAAGAAGUCCUGGUGUCUGGAGAGGUGGGGGUGUAAUCAGUACUCAGUGGUACAUGAUGAUAAUAAGACGCGAUUACCCUGCCGUGUCUCCAGUGAGAGAGUCAGGAUAGAUCUGGAUUAUGAGGCCGGGCGGAUCUCUUUUUAUGAUCUGUGUGACCCGAUCCGACAUCUCCACACCUUCACCACCACCUUCACUGAGCCCCUCCAUGCUGGGGUAUGUGUGGUAGAUGAUUGUAUAAAGAUAUGUGGGGAGGAAUCAGAUGUGAGAAAUCUGCCCAGAGUCUGGUGACAUCACAGGGUGGAGAAUCUGAUUGGUGCAAUACUCAGCCUAUAGGAGGAAGCAGAGGACAAGAAACCACAUGAGUGAUUUCUGUAUAAAGUUGCUCCUUCCGGGGCCGUUGGCUUGAUCCUAAACCUCACUUCACUACCUAGUGCAGUGAUGGCGAACCUCGGCACCCCAGAUGUUUUGGAAUUACAUUUCCCAUGAUGCUUAUGCACUCUGCAGUGUAGUUGAGCAUCAUGGGAAAUGUAGUUCCAAAACAUCUGGGGUGCCGAGGUUCCCCGUCACUGACCUAGUGUGUCACUGACCUCGUGUGUUCACAGGUAGUGAACUCUCCAACAGCAACAUGGAUUAGGGGAAGGCUAAAACCCCUGUCAGUUUUAUUUAAGUCCGUGUCCCUGUUUUAGAUUUUCCUCCAUUUCCAGCCUGAUAAAAUGUUGUCAUCUGGACAGGAAGUGUCAUGAAGCCCCAGAUGGCAGUAAAAACCUGAUGGGUUCUGAUCCUUCCCCAAGUGCUUAUAUGCUAAUGUGAGGCUCUUUCUAUAAUAACAGGUUCUCUGUCUAGAAUGACUUUACAGAAAGAUGUUAUUAGAGGAAAUUGUUCUUCUCCGGAUCCUUGGAAGGUCUUGUUGGGGAACAUAGAGACAGUUGGUCUCCUUCUUCUACAAUGAGGGAUUUGGGAGUCUGGAGGUGGGACAAGCAGAUAAGGUGUUCAGAAAUAACAGAAAUGAAUGUCUCUUGUAAUGAAUGAUGUGCUGCUUGUACAAAUUCUUCAGUGAAUGAUUCCAUCUGUAAAAUGUUGAUGUUUGGGACGGUCCUCCAUGACAACUGUCCAGGAUUGGGGGGUAAAAGCCUCCCAUUUUGAUGAAGAGGUCGGAUCCUUGGUCCUCCUGCCAUGUCUAAGGAUUUCCGCACACCUCCAUCUCUAAUUUUUUACUUUGUAACUUUUCUAAAUAAACUUUCAGAACCUUCAUUUG
Messenger RNA from Rana temporaria (common frog), 2875 nucleotides. RefSeq names its product E3 ubiquitin-protein ligase TRIM11-like. NCBI's taxonomy places the organism in Eukaryota, Metazoa, Chordata, Amphibia, Anura, Ranidae. The transcript has 2 exons. The record is from RefSeq and is a predicted model, not a curated record. Gene Ontology annotation, molecular function: protein binding; zinc ion binding. Bases 106 to 1908 code for a protein of 600 amino acids.